CUGGAAUCGGCUGCUUCUGCCUGUUUCCCUCAGGCGCCCGAGCGACAUGUUAGGAAGGGAGCGGGCGGCGGUGUGUGCGCGGCGGGACCGAGCGAGCCGAGGAAGCCGCGCCGUGACAGGACUAGUAUGGGCUCCCUAGCGCGGUGCUGAGCACCCACAAGUCCCUGGAGCCGCCCUGGGGAUACGCGGGAAGGAAGGUGACGGUGCUCUGGGCCGGGACAAGAUGGCAGCAAGCUGAGUAUGCAGAGGGGCCCCGCUCACUGCCUGACAUGUCCGGCACAGCCCUGCACGCUGCACCUACUGCUGCUCUAUGAAGGUAUGGCCUCACAAGUUUUGGUGUACCCACCGUAUGUUUAUCAAACCCAGUCAAGUGCCUUUUGUAGUAUAAAGAAACUUAAAGUUGAACCAAGCAGUUGUUUGUAUAACAAAAGGAGCUACCAACGGACAGACCUGAAUGCUAGAAGCAUUGGAUUUGCACAACCAUCGAACAAGAAUAGGGCUCCUUUCCAGACAAAGAAUACAUCCGACAAACCUCGUCACCAGGCCGCUGUGUCCAAGACAAGUCCUGUCACAUUAAACACCAACACAGGUGCUUCAGGGGACCUCGCAGCGCAGGCGCAGCAGGAUCCAAAGGAAGAACUGACAGUUGGAACACCAGAGAGUGGGUCCGAUUUGUUAGAUGCUCAUCAACGAUGUGGAUUAAAACGCAAGAGUAAAGACUUUGAAAACCAGAACGGCACCAUGCAGAUCGUUGAUGAGUUAUCCAUACUGCCUGCAAUGCUGCCAAACAAUGCAGCAAACCAAGUGACUGUUGUGGCAACCACUGGAACUUCUAAGCAGAGUACAGCGAGUGGGGAUGGGGACUAUCAGUUGAUGCUACAUGAAGUCUUGUGCUCGGUCAAAAAUACCUAUGAGGUGCUUGACUUUUUGGGUCGAGGAACCUUCGGGCAGGUAGUCAAGUGCUGGCGACGGGGAACGAAUGAAGUGGUAGCAGUCAAGAUUUUGAAGAAUCAUCCUUCGUAUGCACGUCAAGGGCAGAUUGAAAUGGGCAUCUUGGCCAGACUGAGCAAUGAGAAUGCGGAUGAAUUUAACUUUGUGCGUGCGUACGAAUGCUUUCAGCAUCGGAACCAUACCUGCUUGGUUUUUGAGAUGUUGGAACAAAACUUGUAUGACUUUUUGAAGCAAAACAAAUUUAGCCCUCUGCCCCUGAAAGUUAUUAGGGCCAUCCUGCAGCAGGUGGCUACUGCACUGAAAAAGCUCAAAAGUCUUGGAUUAAUUCAUGCUGACCUCAAACCAGAAAAUAUCAUGUUGGUGGAUCCUGUUAGACAGCCUUACAGGGUGAAGGUAAUAGACUUUGGCUCUGCAAGCUAUGUAUCAAAGACUGUUUGUUCAACCUACUUACAGUCUCGAUAUUACAGAGCUCCAGAGGUCAUUUUGGGAUUGCCAUUUUGUGAAGCCAUAGACAUGUGGUCCCUGGGCUGUGUGAUCGCAGAGUUGUUCCUGGGAUGGCCGCUCUACCCGGGAGCACAGGAGUAUGACCAAAUCAGAUAUAUUUCACAGACACAAGGGUUACCUGGGGAUUCGCUAAUAAAUGCGGGUACAAAAACAUCCAGAUUCUUUUGUCGCGAGCCGGAUGCCCCAUACCCCAGCUGGAGGUUAAAAACAUUGGAAGAGCACGAAGCAGAAACAGGAAUUAAGUCAAAAGAAACUAGGAAGUAUAUUUUCAACAACUUGGAUGAAAUAGUGCACGUGAAUAUGAUGGUGGACCUCGACGGUAGUGACUUGAUGGCAGAAAAAGCGGACAGACGAGAGUUUGUAGCCUUGUUGAAGAAAAUGUUGAUGAUUGAUGCUGAUAAGAGAAUAAGUCCAGCCGAUACCCUGAGCCAAUCAUUCAUUACAAUGAAGCACCUGUUAGAUUUCCCCCACAGCAACCAUGUGAAAUCAUGUUUCUAUAUUAUGGAUGUUUGCAAGGCCCGCCCAAACGUGGGUGAUACAGCUAACCACAACAAGACCUCCAUCGUAAGACCGAUCACAUCUACAAACAUUGGCAGCAUGUCUGCUGGCUUUACCAAAAUUGGUACCAUUCGGGGUCAGGCUUUAACGACAUCUGGGCAUUCUGUUAUACACCAUGGAAUACCACUGCAGGCAGGAAGUGCUCCAUUUGGUUGUAACGAUGCUUUUCAGCAAACCUUGAUUUUGUGCCCUCCGGCUAUCCAAGGAAUGCCACCAAACCAUGGAAAGCCAACAAGUUACUCGGUGAGAGUGGACAAUGCACUUCCGUUGGUUACACAAGCCCCAGCCAUACAACCGCUGCAGAUAAGAGCAGGUGUUUUAACUCAGGCCUGGUCUAAUGGAACUCAGCCAAUAUUAGUUCCUGCUUGGCAACAGAUGACAACUAUAGCCCCAACAGCUUCAUCGCUUGCUUCUGACACUAUGGCUGGACCACAACGACUCGGAGACUGGGGGAAAGUUAUCCCACAUGGAAACCAUUACAACUCGAUGAUCAUACAGCCAAUUAUAACUAACCAAAUGACCCUAUCCGCCCCUCAGCCAAUCAGUUUAGGUAUUGCACAUGUGGUGUGGCCUCAGCCUGCAGCUAACAAGAGAAACAAAUUAUGUCAGAACAGGAUAAACGCAAUUCAGGACAUCGUUGUCCACAAUCCUGUAGUUGCCUCUCCAAAGAUAGUAAGCAGUGAAAACACCAGAGCGGAAGAAAGCAGUGCAUUACCGCAGGACAAUCAUGAGGAAAAGGAAGAAGAGCAGAGCUCCAGUAAUAACACCCAGGGGCCGGCCCCUGACACUUCUAUCCAACAGCAGCAGGCCAUUGUCAUUGGGGAUUCGCCGAGCCCUACAGUAAGCGUCAUCACUAUCAACAGUGACACGGAUGAAGAUGAUCCAGCUCAGACACUGUCACUGAGAGAGUGUAAGCGCAGUCUGGAUUGUGACACCUGCCAGAGCGCCCUGAAUGUUUGUUCCCUGAGUAGCCCUGACAGCACCCUGAGCACCAGUUCUUCAGGACAGUCGAGCCCAUCGCCAUGCAAAAGGCGAAACAGCAUAUCCGAUGAUGAACCAGAGAGCGGCUGCGACACUGUGAAUGGCUCCCCAAGUUCUGAUUCUUCAGGACACGACAGCCCCUUUAAGAACAGCUUUGUCAGGGAUUCCAACCAGAACACAGAGUCUCGGACUCCAGAGAAGACGGAUAGCAAGCCCGCAGUUUGCACCGUGGUGGUGCCGCCCAUCAGGAUAGAAAACCGCCAGUUUAACUCUCAUCGGGUGUCAAAUAAAGAUACAGUGUGCUAUCCUGUCAUCAAAGGCAGAUCUGCACCGGGUAGAAUAAACCAUCCAAAUUCAUUGGGGAGUCGGCAGCAGAAACUUGCAUCAGCAUUCCAGCAUCAACCACCUCUGAAUUACAGUAAAGUGCAACAUUUUGGAUCCGGUCAUCAGGAAUGGAAUGGAAACUAUGGGCACAUGAGGCAGCAGGCGUAUAUGCAACCCACAGUUGCUAGUCACCCUUUCACCCUCCAACAUGGCAGCCCAACUCACAGCGCUCUGCACGCGCAUCUGGCAGGAAGCACCCACAUUGGAGGACAGCCUGCUAUUCUCUCGUACCCCCCAUCCGCAUCGCUGAGCAGUGCCGCACCCGUAGCCCACCUUCUUGCCUCUCCAUGUACCUCAAGGCCUAUUCUACAGCACCCGACCUACAGUCUGUCUCACCCUAGUGGCAUCGUUCACCAAGUUGCGGUGGGCAUCAAUCCCCGCCUCUUACCCUCCCCAACCAUCCAUCAGACUCAGUUCAAGCCAAUAUUCCCAUCCCAUUCGUACAUCACGGCGUCUCCUGCUUACGCAGGAUUUCCAAUGAGCCCUACGAAACUCAGUCAGUAUCCGUACAUGUGAGAUCUCAAGAACGCUCGGAGGAAGAUCAAAGAUUCAGACUUAUUUCAAAGAAGAAUUUAAAAACAUGGCCUUUUAAUAAAUAUGCCAUGGCACAAGAAAUUAAGGAUAUUUUUUAAAAAAUCAUGUAGACUUGGGUGCAAUUUAAACAAUCUUGAGCUUUAAAAAAAGAAAAUGGAAAAAAAAAAAAUCACUUUUAAUGUGUUUUGCACAUUUGGUAUAAAUCGUCUUUGGUCCUGUUCUCUUCUAUAGUAAAUCUAGACAGGUGACUUACAGGGGGAGAAGCCCAAUUUCCCUCCUGCUAUUUUUUUAUACAAUUGCCUUCUAACUUGUGCAAGACACGUCUACAUUUGGGAAGCCAUUCAGUGUACAGGUUUAGAGCAACAAAUGCACACUAUGUCAGCAGUGUCCUAGUAAGUCGUUUGUAUUCUGUAUGUCUUGUUGUUUCAGUGUUGGGGUCACUUAGCUACGAAGUUGUUCUUCACAUUGCAUGAGUCUUUUUUGCAUGGGCAGAACAGAAAGUUGCCUAGACCUUGCUCUUAAAUGUUGUCGUCCGAAUACUAUCAGCUGCAUUGUAAACUGUUCCCACACAUAGUGCCUUAAAUAUUUGAGGUUGUCAAUGUUACUACUUAAUAUAUUCAUGUCGAGUUCAGCACUUAAACUUCAGAUCUGCUGAUAUAUAAAUAUCUAUUUUUUUGGAUAACUUGAGUAAUGCUCAGCUUUGAGGUUUUUAUUUUGUGUGCUUAUGAUUUUACGGUCUGGGUGUUUCUUUACCAACAGAACUCAAUGUUGUACUGUUGACGAGCUCUACUGUCCCGUUUCUUUUCAGAAUGACAUGUAGAUAUAGCUGAGUACUGAGUAGUCUUGAUUUGAUGGCGUUUAUUUGAGUAGGAACAACUGGCUGCACGGUCGGCGAUCAUACGGUCAACAGGCACUGCAAUAUGGUCCAAGCGGAUCCUAGAU
Xenopus tropicalis (tropical clawed frog) is the source of this 4854-nucleotide messenger RNA. NCBI's taxonomy places the organism in Eukaryota, Metazoa, Chordata, Amphibia, Anura, Pipidae. The record is from RefSeq and is a predicted model, not a curated record.